Molecule: messenger RNA, 1540 nt
Organism: Ylistrum balloti
Lineage: Eukaryota; Metazoa; Mollusca; Bivalvia; Pectinida; Pectinidae
Product: protein FAM167B-like
Exons: 4
Coding region: 267-1004 (245 amino acids)
Source: RefSeq, a predicted model, not a curated record
AUCACUCAGUCAAGAUCAGCCUGGAUAUUAUCGUUUAGUAGUGUCGUACUAUGUAGUGAUCCAUCAUAUCGGGGAUAUUUACUAUCAAUUCAUUUACGGAACAUUCCCAGCUGAUACAUACGGACCGGCGGUGGUGUGAAUUUUAAUACAUUGAAUUUCACUACAGAUGCCUCGACAGGAACAGACUGGUGUAAUUCUACAGCUUUAAGUGAUCAGGUAACCAGAAUCUUUCCGUGGCAGAUAACAAGGACGACGGACGGACACACAUGAAAAUACAGAUGCAAAUGCUUCAUCAGACAGUCCUGUUUCAGGAUGAUCAGGAAUUCCACAACUACAAAAUGAGAGACUAUCAUCGUCCAUCGUUAGACAGUAUAUCUGAAAACAACGAUGAUAAUAACAACGAAAGUAGAAAAAACUGUAGCAGUUCAUCGCUCGUAGAGGCACCUCUGAUCACAGUAACCGGAUGUGACGUAGUGGACGAUAACGGAAAUGAAAGUGCGUCAAAUAGUUCUUCACCAGCAAAUAGUGAUUCUGAUCUCGGACGUUUGAAAUUAACAGCAACAAGAUUACGACUAGGUACAAGAAGAGCUAGUUAUAUAGAAUGGAGAGAGAAAUAUUUAGAUCGGCCUCGUAGACGAUCCAAGCCGGAUCUUAAAUUAGAUUCCGACGAAAAUGGAAACGACAACGAUAAGUUAACGGAUGAACGGAAAGAACGGAUAAAUGAAGCCCUGGAAUGGCUGAGAACAGAGCUGGAGGAGAUGCGUUCACAGGACCAAGCGUUGGCAAGGACGCUGCUUUCGUUACGUCACGAUAUUCAUCAACUCAAACUCCAGAGGAGUUGUGAUGCACACAAAGAUAUGCUGGAGGAGGUGAAACUCGAUAUGGAGGACAUUCAAGAAAUACGAGAUAUAUCAGACAGCCCCUCAGACGUUCUGGAAAACCCUUUCAAACAUUUGGGAGUGACUCCAAUGAAUUUAUCCGCACGAAGAUUUUCAAUAUUUUGAUAUUCUGUUUCUCAUUGUUAUUGGUUGUGAGUGGUUUCUGAAUCAGUAAUUAACAUAGAACUUGUGUAUUGAAAUCAUGAUGAAAUCUGCCGACGGAAAACAUGUAAUAUUUAUACAUUCUAGAAGUCGAGGCGCACCUCAAUGCGCCGAGAGUCUAGCUUCUAACAGCACAAUGGAGAAUUCAUCAGAAUCAUUCUCUGGUCAUUUUUUCUUAACAGCAGAUCGCCAUUUUAACAGUCUCUGUGUUCAAUUCUUAACUUCAUCAUCGUCUUCGACAGGGUGGGAGAAUGUGUACACAAGGCAAGAAAGCUUUAUCUUACAUCGAUGAAGCAAUAACAUACCGAAUGUAUUUAAUAUAAGACCAAAUGGAGAAUUAUUCAUGACGAUAUAAAAAUAGCACAAGGAUGGUACUUGAUUGUGAAUAUUGUAUUGCAUGAUAGUUGAUUUCCCUGUAAGCGAACACUACAGGUCUGUGGUUCGAUUUCUAGCAGUUACAGUGCGAAUGUUCUAUAAAUAAAUUGUAUGAUUCAAAUGUG